AUGUAUAUCCACGAUGGUACGGCAACUGUAGUUGUGAUUAUACAGCGAGAUGCGUUUACCAAACACGCAUCUAUAGGUUUGAUAACGAGACAGAAGCAUUUUAUGUACCAGGUUUAUUACUUGGCUGCUAUGUCAUUGAUGCUUCAGUCAACUCUUGAAUGUUUUUAUAAUGAAACAUGUAUCACUGAAAUUCUGUCAUAUUAUGAUGAUACUCCGUCAAUGAAUGUAACACCUCUUAAUUCAUCAUUACCAAGUCAAUAUUUUGUCAAUUCAACAAUACAAGAUCUUGUCAAUAAUUUAAUGAUAGAACAAUGGAACAUAUCAACUACAUACGAGAACUAUUAUAAUCAAUGUCAACCAAUAGAAUGCACAUAUACUUAUGAAAGAAAAAAUGGUGUGAUUUAUAUAAUCACUGCAUUGCUUGGAUUGAUGGGUGGUUUAAUAACAAUUUUGAAACUGAUUGUGCCGACAUUAGUCAAGUUCAUAAAAAAAAUGAGAAGAAGAAAAAUACAAGGAAUAGAACAUGGUAAGAUGGUAGUGUCUGCGUUUUAUUUGCGAAAAAUUUAUUUAUCAUCGAUCAGUGUCGUGAAAAAAGUAAAAGUUGAAGAAAUAUUUCGACAGAAAGAUAAUUGCAUGUUUGGAUUUCAACAUAAAUAUGUGAUUGUAAAUGGACUAAGAUAA
Didymodactylos carnosus is the source of this 681-nucleotide messenger RNA. The record is from the annotation of a GenBank genome assembly. NCBI's taxonomy places the organism in Eukaryota, Metazoa, Rotifera, Eurotatoria, Philodinida, Philodinidae.